AUGGAAAAUGAUUUACGACAAAUAUUUUCUAUUCAUCAAAAUCAAAUUUUUCAUCAAUUUGGCGGAAGAGUCGAAAUAACUUCAAACGCCACAUUACCCCAAUCUUUAGAGGCCUGCCGUACGUUUUGCGGAGGUGGGAGAGUAUGGCCAGAUCCGUCAGGCGGAAUUUACUAUUUGAACAAAGAUCUGGUAACCAUAGAUCUGAAAAGAUUCCGAUAUGUUCUGGGGUGCAGGAAAACGCUAGUAGAAAAACUAACCAAACGGAGGUUCCGCGAUAUGAAGAAUCGCUUGCACAGGUUCAAACCAGAUGGUAAAAGUGAUCUUAGACCCCGUGCUUUAUGUAUCUAUGCUGUAUACUUGAAAGACUGUAUCAACACGUCAUUGACUUUAGAAACAGAUGAAAGCUAUGAACUGGAGAUAAAGACGCCUCCGGCGGUAGUUCAUGUUAGAAUAAUGGCAAAAAACUACUUCGGUCUGAGACACGCGAUCGAAACACUGGAGCAACUGAUCUUCUUCAACGACAUCACCAGACAGAUCCAGAUGCCGGCUAGAGUGAAAGUAUACGACGGACCAAGCUAUCCGCACCGUGGGGUGAUGUUGGACACCAGCCGCAACUACCUUAAGAAGUCUGCGAUCAAGAGGACUAUCAUGGGGAUGGGAAUGUCCAAGUUGAACACACUGCACUGGCACAUUACGGACCAACACAGCUUCCCUUACGCCAGCCGCACUUGGCCGAACAUGACGCGCUUUGGGGCGUACUCCCCCAGCAAGGUCUACACCGCGGAAGACAUCAAGGAGAUCAAGGAAUUUGGGAUUUAUCACGGAGUUCGCGUGGUUCCUGAGCUGGAUGCUCCUGCUCAUGUUGGCGAAGGCUGGCAGUGGAUCGACGACGCUCUUAUCUGCUACAGGAAAGUUUUGUGGACUAUCCACUGCCCAGCCCCACCCUGUGGGCAGCUAAAUCCCCUCAGUGAGAAGGUCUACGAGGUCCUGGAAGGACUCUACAAGGACAUGAUAAAAGACUUUGAUGCAGAUGUCUUCCACUUAGGAGGCGACCAGAUCAACAAAAACUGCUGGCAAUCUUCUAAGGCUAUCAGGCAUUGGGCCAAUUCCACGGAUUUGAUGCUGGAAGAUAAGAUGUUUUUCAAGCUCUGGAACAACUUCCAGGCUCGGGCCUAUCAGAAACUCAAGGCUGCCAAUGGCGGGAAAGACAAACAGGUCAUUUUGUGGACCAGUGAUUUAACGAAGAAAAACAAUCUUGAUCAGUUGGACAAUAAGACUUACAUUAUUCAGAAUUGGAACGGCAAAGGUGACACGAAAACUGUUUCUGAUUUGAUUAAUGCUGGAUUCAGAGUUAUUUUUUCUCACUAUGAUGUUCAUUUUUUGGAUUGCGGAAUUUUUGAAUACUCACCAUUAAAAACCCUUAAAUCUCUAAAAUUGGAAUCAAAGAAGAACUUAAUUUUUGGCGGUGAAGUAAUUUUGUGGUCAGAAUCUGCUGAUGAAAAUUCCCUGGACAUCCAGCUGUGGCCUCGAGCAGCUGCCUUAGCAGGAAGACUUUGGAAUGAUGAUACAAAGUCAUCAAGAUAUGCGUGGCGAGAUGUGGAAUCUCGAAUGUUUCUUCACCGAGAUCGCCUAGUCGAUCGAAGGAUUCUUGCCCAGGCCAUGGCGCCCGAGUGGUGCCUUCAAAACCUGGGACUUUGCCGAUUACCUAUUGAAAUUACUGUUGAUGAAAAUUCGGGUUAUACUAUAUUCCCUGUUUAA
Messenger RNA from Cotesia congregata, 1758 nucleotides. The record is from the annotation of a GenBank genome assembly. NCBI's taxonomy places the organism in Eukaryota, Metazoa, Arthropoda, Insecta, Hymenoptera, Braconidae.